AUGACAGUCAAAGAAUUGAAGAAUGGUCCUACUUUUUUUGAGCCACUGACGACUAUUGAAGAGCCUAUACAAUUCAAUUUACCCAAGUCGACGGCCGUGGCAACGGCCUUCCCCGUUUACUCACCAGAGCAAUUACCUGCGAGUCUAGUUGAUUAUAUGUGUUCAGAACUUAAUUCAGAAAUAGAAGCUGGUAAUACUUAUCCGCAUUACGAAGUGCUGUCAAGAGAAGAGUUCGUCAAGAUGUGGUUUCAUUCGUUUUGCGUCGUUCUCCUAAAGACAGAAAAACUAGAAAUAGAUGAUUCUAUGAACAACUGGGAUGAGCUUUUCUUGGGGACUUUUUACAUAAAACCAAAUUAUCCUGGUCGUUGCUCCCACAAUUGUAAUGCCGGAUUUCUUGUUGGCUCUAAACAACGAAACCAAAAGGUCGGUUAUCGUCUGGGACAAGUUUAUUUGAAGUGGGCGCCUCUUUUGGGAUAUAAAUACUCUGUUUUCAAUUUGGUAUUUGUUUCCAACGUCGCAAGUUGGAAACUUUGGGACAAAUUCAAGUUUGAUCGUAUUGGUUAUGUCCCCAAGGUUGCUGUCCUAAAAGGACAUACCGAGAGGGUUGACGCAAUUAUAUUUGGGAAAGAUCUUACUCAGAUAGAACCUGAAAUUUUUGACGAUUUACAGUAA
Lachancea fermentati is the source of this 672-nucleotide messenger RNA. The record is from the annotation of a GenBank genome assembly. NCBI's taxonomy places the organism in Eukaryota, Fungi, Ascomycota, Saccharomycetes, Saccharomycetales, Saccharomycetaceae.